This is a messenger RNA of Verticillium alfalfae VaMs.102, 1929 nucleotides long. RefSeq lists its product as hypothetical. The transcript is spliced from 3 exons. The coding region runs from base 1 to 1929 and encodes 642 amino acids. The record is from RefSeq and is a predicted model, not a curated record. NCBI's taxonomy places the organism in Eukaryota, Fungi, Ascomycota, Sordariomycetes, Glomerellales, Plectosphaerellaceae.
AUGGCUCCUCAAUACGGCUAUCGAGACACGACUUCACGUGCCAUCUUGUGCUCGCAGUGUCACCCUAUUGUCGAUCACGCUGGCCGCCUGCUGUUGGUUGGUGCUGUCGCGUCGUAUCCCCCUUCAGCCCAUGAUCGCGUCUUGUCACAUUCUCGUCUUCUCCAGGAGAUUUCAGACCCAAUUUGUGGGACUCAAGACUACACGGCGCUGGCAAAACUUGCCGACACAGAUGCCUCUACCCCGCAGGCCAACCACCUGUGCGACCUCAGCUGGGCCGCAGCCUUGUGCGACCUUUGGACGCUGUUACUCUGGAUCGCUCGAGAACAUAGGGUUCGCCAGCCAACCGCUGCGGGAAACCAUGCGACACUGCUCCGUCUGCGCCGUGAUCUCUCUGGUCGCAUUCUGUGCAGGAGGUUCGAGCGCCUUGGAUGUCAAGAACAGAGACGGUAUUCACAGAGUGGAAAAGAUACAUGUGACGAUACUCGACAACAUCCAAAGGAGAGAUACCACAGCCUGUCCAACGAGCUAUCUCUUGUGCCCAAGCAGCGCGAGUGGCGGAUGUUGUCCAGAGGGAUUCGGUUGCGCCACCGAUUCAUGUUUUGCUCAUGUCCAACCAACUAUUUCCUCUGCCCGUCGUCGUUGAAUUAUGGCUGUUGCCGCGACGGCAUGGGUUGCGCAGCGAGUGCCUGUUAUUCCACCGAGCCUUCUACGUAUAGGAUUACGAGGACAGUCACGACUACGAAUGCGGAUGAUGAAGAGGUCACAGUGACGGAGACUGCAACAACCGUUUCAACGCCGUCACAGCCAACAGUAUACCCGACCGGCGCGAUUGAUCAGGGCGACCAACAGGUUGUCGUCAAGUUUUACCCGACGUCCCUGCCCAAAGUCGAGCCCAAGGUGACUAAGGACGAUGAUAACGGCGGCAGUGGUCUUUCAACAGGAGCCAUCGUCGCCAUCGUCGUUGGUGUCGUCGGCCUCCUGAUCAUCGUGGUGGCCGCAACAUUCAUCAUCCUGCGUCAUUUGAACAAGGUCGUCAAGACGGUGGUCGAGUCCCAGCCGGGAACUUCGACCGGAUCCAGAGCAGCCAAACCAAAGCCUUUUGUUUCUCAGUACCAGGUCGCUGAUAAGCCUACGCCAUCCGAGAUGACCAGUCCACGACCUUCAACCCGCAGGCUCGACUCAGACUCCAGCGGCGCCAUCGGACUCGGCGUCGGUGUCGGCAGCCCUGGCUACGCAUCACCCCCUCUGCAUACUCCAAGCCCAAACGCGCCAGCCGGCUACCAGGCGGUGCCGACGACUUCCGCGGACCGUCACGCUAGCUACGAUUCCACCUUUCGGGGUGGCGUCGGUUAUUUUGACAUGCCCUCGGAGCAAGAACGUCGACGACCAUCUCAGCAAUCGGGCAUCUGGCCGUGGCCAUCGGGCGCGCAACCGCAACGCCAGAGCACCGACUCGCAGACCACGCAACAAGCGUACGCGCAGGGUCACGGACGCCAGUGGAGCAACGCCAGCGAACAGAGCAAUCCCAGCGAUAUGGUUUCGCCGAUUCAUCAGCAGUUCGGGGCGCAAGAGCUGGAUAGUGCCAACGCCGUGGUGCCAGAGCUGCACGCGCAGUCCGCUCCAUCGACUUACCCCCCGGAGUCACCGGUAGACCCCCGGCGCAGCAUGGUCAGCGCAGUGAGCUCGACCGUCGCAUCACCACGGCAGCCAGCACCUCAUUCCCGAAGGCGGAGUGGUGAGGGGAGAACACACAGCGACAGCGUCACAGCCGCUCAAGCGCCAUUGAGUGUCGUCACGGAGGACACGGAGCUGAUCGGACACUACGGGCCGCCGGAUUCUGUCGUGGGACAGACGGCCGCCGGGCAUGAGGAAUGGGUCCAAGAGAUGGCGGGUUCCCAGGGCUGGGAUCAACCACAGCAACACAAGUAG